AUGCUAUCACAUAGUGCCAUGGUGAAGCAAAGGAAACAGCAAGCAUCAGCCAUCACAAAGGAAAUCCAUGGAAACGAUGUAGAUGGCAUGAACCUGGGCAAAAAAGUCAGUAUCCCCAGAGACAUCAUGAUAGAAGAAUUGUCCCAUUUCAGUAAUCGUGGCGCCAGACUGUUUAAGAUGCGUCAAAGAAGAUCUGACAAAUAUACCUUUGAAAAUUUCCAGUAUGAAACUAAAGCACAAAUAAAUCACAAUAUUGCUAUGCAGAAUGGGAAAAUUGAUGGAAGCAACCUGGAAGGUGGUUCACAGCAAGCCCCCUCGACUCCUCCCAACACCCCAGAUCCACGAAGCCCCCCAAAUCCAGAGAACAUUGCACCAGGGUACUCUGGACCCCUGAAGGAAAUACCUCCAGAAAGAUUUAACACGACCGCUGUUCCCAAGUACUAUCAGUCACCCUGGGAACAAGCCAUUGGCAGCGACCCCGAGCUCCUCGAGGCCUUGUACCCGAAACUUUUCAAGCCUGAAGGGAAGGCAGAACUGCCUGAUUACCGAAGCUUUAACAGAGUUGCCACUCCAUUUGGAGGCUUUGAAAAGGCAUCGAAAAUGGUUAAAUUCAAAGUUCCAGAUUUUGAACUUCUACUGCUAACGGAUCCCAGGUUCAUGGCCUUUGCCAAUCCUCUUUCAGGCAGACGGUCCUUUAACAGGACUCCAAAGGGAUGGAUAUCUGAAAAUAUUCCUGUAGUGAUAACAACUGAACCUACAGAAGACACCACUGUGCCAGAAUCAGAUGAUCUGUGA
Cricetulus griseus (Chinese hamster) is the source of this 795-nucleotide messenger RNA. NCBI's taxonomy places the organism in Eukaryota, Metazoa, Chordata, Mammalia, Rodentia, Cricetidae. The record is from RefSeq and is a predicted model, not a curated record.